AUGGAAAAUUAUCAAUUCGAAGGUAGAGAUAUUCUUAGUCAAAGUGCACAAUCAACAUUCGAAUAUCAAAAUGAAUUGUUGCAAUAGUUUUAGUUUGUUUAAAAUGAAACUCUACUGUUUAUAAAUAUUGAAGAAUCAGACUAAGAAGUAGACAUAACUAAAUAGAAAUUAGUCAAAACAUAAUUAUUCUGCAGAAGAGCUUCCAUUUAAGAAUCAUAAGGCAGUUCAUCAUAACAAAAUCAAAUACAUACUAAUCAACCAAUAAUCAUAUAACCAGAACAGUAAAUUUAAGAAAACAAAUAGAUAAACGUUAAACAAAUAAAAAGACUGACGAAAAGAAGUCAGACUGCUUUUAAGAAAGAUUUUGGAUCUUUUGCAAAACAAAAUGGGUCAAAAAUAUUUUUAAAGCGAGCGAAUUAAGCAAUAGUUAAUAAUUUUGAAAAAAUAAGAAAAUAAAAAUCAAUUAUUACCAAUAAUAUCAACCAAUUUGGAAAAUCACAUCUUCGAACUAUUUAAGUUAAGUACUUUAGAACUAAUCUCUCAAAAGUCCUAUUUAUUGAAAAAGAGAUGACUGCAAUAGAAUUUAUUGUACUUGCAUUAAAAGAGUACACUCUUGAAAGGAAGUUUGAUUAAAAUUUAUUUGAAUUCAAGAAUUACACUCUAGCUUAUCAAUUGGAGACUUUAGAGGAUCAAUUCGAAAUAGAUGAAGAUCGCUUCAGAAGACCUAUAUAAAGAGCAAAAAGUGUUAUUCAAAAUGAAGAAGAUAUUAUUGCUGUUAGAAGAGCCAGCUGCAAUGAAAGAGCAAUUUCAUUCUAGGUUGAACAUUCUUACUCUGAUUAUGAAGAUAAAACUAUCACUAUUGAUUACCCAGUUGUUUUGAGUUGUAAAUAAGUAGAUAUUGUUGUAAACUAAACUUGUUAACUAACCUUUGGGAUAGAUCUUUAAACUCUUAAAUAAACAUAUGAAUUAUUUCCUGAAUAUAUCAUAUUAUUAAUAGAAGAUGCUUAAACUCAGUCUAAAUUAUAAAUGAAGUGUCUCAAUAAUUCAAGAAUUGAGAAUGUAUUUGAUUCGUUCAAUAAUGGACUGAAGAGCCAAAGAUCUCACAAAGAAUACUUUUUAAGAUUAAAAUACCCAUGUAUCCAUACAGGUAUUGGCCCAUUAAGCUUGAAUACUCCUGUUAAUUAAUUGCCGAUUCAUUGGUUAGUUUUGGAAAAAAAAUAUAGAAUCGAAUAUCAAACACCAAAUCUAAUGGAUUUAGGUAGGAAAUUUUCAAAUUUCAAAUAAACAAAUUAUUAUGAAGAUGGAUUUAUCUCUUGUGUAAUCAACAAGAUUCGCAACUGA
This is a messenger RNA of Paramecium tetraurelia, 1341 nucleotides long. RefSeq lists its product as uncharacterized. NCBI's taxonomy places the organism in Eukaryota, Ciliophora, Oligohymenophorea, Peniculida, Parameciidae. The record is from RefSeq and is a predicted model, not a curated record. The transcript is spliced from 2 exons.